Messenger RNA from Lodderomyces oxycetoniae, 3873 nucleotides. RefSeq lists its product as uncharacterized. Gene Ontology annotation, molecular function: protein binding. NCBI's taxonomy places the organism in Eukaryota, Fungi, Ascomycota, Pichiomycetes, Serinales, Debaryomycetaceae. The record is from RefSeq and is a predicted model, not a curated record. The coding region runs from base 1 to 3873 and encodes 1290 amino acids. The transcript has a single exon.
AUGGAAGUAGAUAGGGCUAUAUGUGCUGAGAAAGGUCCUUUUGGGGAGGCGCUUAGUAAUGGCCAGCGAAAGGGGCCGGUCAAUAGGGUUAAUGGUCUCGGUUUGUUAACCCAAGAGGAAGAACAAGAAGAAGAAGAAGAAGAAGAACGCGUUAAUGAGAUGCAAAAGGGUAAUGGCAACACUAUGACGAUGUCGACAACAAUGUCGAAAGAAUCAAAGGUCUUUUUGACUUCUCGGCAACAGAACCUUUACCAAAAGCAGGUCAAGUACAUUCCUAACUGCGACUUUCUGGGUAAUAAAAGCUCACUAAUCUUUAGUGAGAUCAAGCAAAACACGCCACAGGGUUCUGUGCCAAAUACUUUUCAGUACAAGUCUCAUCCCAAUGCAAAGUCUAGGGAGUUGGGCGAAAGUUAUUUGGGUGAAGAUGGUUCUCACAGCGAACAGCUGCACCAACUGCAUACUACAAGCUCGUUUCGACAUACUCCUGAUUGGAUGCCUGCGGUUCUUGAAGACGAAUGGCCGUCAUCCGCUGACGCGGCGGCUGUUGAAAUAGGCAACGCCAACUCCAGGGAGCAGCCCAUUAUGCUGGCGCCAAGAUCUUUGAAAAGAGGUAGUUUUAGAUCCAUGGAUUUUAACAGUUCAAAUACGAUGAUUCAUAACUCGGAUGUUCAGUUGAGAAACAGUAUCCCUUGGCUAAAGCUGCAUGAAAGUCCUGCUCCCAAAAACCUUCGUCAGAUAUUUCAUGAUUCCAAUGACUACAGCAACAAGGAUGCAUCUUCUAUCAUUCCCACACCGACUGUGACGAUCAGAGAUAAAAACAAUAAUAAUAAUGGCAACAGCAAUGACAAUGGCAAUGGCAAUGGCAAUGACAAUGGCAAUGGCAAUGGCAAUGGUAUUGGCGACGUCAACGUCAACGGCAAUGGCAAUGGUAAUGGCGACGUCAACGGCAAUGGCCACAUUAACGAUAGCAUCAUAGAAAGUAUCAAAAGACCAAUUUCAACAAUUGUGGAACAUUCUAUGCCUGCACCAACCACAGGGUCUCCGUUGAAAUUAUUUGGUGAUAACUACGAUACUUUUACAAAACAAACUUUGAACGGAGUAAUUCAAAAUAUGAAAUCCAAUAAGAAUACCCCAGCCCAAAAGAAUAAUAAUAAUCAUCCUCAUCAUUAUCAGCCCAAACUGUUAAAUAAAAAAGAGCUUCCAAGAGCACCUUUGGGUCCGAACUUUCAAGUGCAAAAUUUGUCACGAAUAACAAAUAUUCGGGCUUUUACAAAGACAGGAUCAUACACGGACAAAUCAUAUCUCGCAAAUGCCGACAAGAUAUUCUCUAAUAUCAAAAAGAAGGGCUUUGCAGUGGGAGACCCCAAUGUGAGAAUUGUGUCACAAAAUACAGCAACCUCGACUCCGAAAAAGGUUGAAGAGAUGGGACAUCAAGAGGAAGAUUUUGCUUCUUUUACUACAGGUUACGAUUCAGAUGGGGCAAGCAUUAAUGGCGAAGGUGAAAACGACAACGACAACGACAACGACGAUGACGAUAGUGGAGGUACAGAAAAGCAUGAAACUGAUAGUUUUAAAAACUAUACAUCAGUGACAAAAGAUAGCUUUGAUAACACGUCAAAGUUUGAUGAUGGACGUUUGGGCUCUUCUUUUGGUGUUGGCAUUGGUGUUGUGCCGUUUCGAAAUAAUCAAGAACAUCAGGAAUCGGAUUAUACUCAAGGAAGUUUUACAGACACCGAAAAUGGGGCUGAAGAAGACAUCGUACCUCUCAAAUUGCCCAGCGACUCGCCAAAUCGUAUGAAGAGCCGACGCGAGGGUAUUUGGGAGGAAACAGCGGCUAUGAAAUUAUCGUUGAAUAAGUUGCCAAGACAGGUAUUAUCAUCUACAGAAUAUUUGGAAAACCCAGACUAUCACAUAGAAAAGGAAGACAGUUAUUACCACCCAGAGCCUAUGAAAUGGAAAGCCAAAUCACAAUUGAAGCUUGGCUUAAAGAAUCCCGGUUUGCUAAAUAGGAUACUGCCGGUAGUUGAACUACCACUGGAGUACGACGAUAUGAUUUUUAAUAAAGUCAAUGGCAGAUGGGAGAAUAAACAUGGUGUGCAGAAUAAGACAUUGGACAAAAUUGACGAUUUGGUGGAUAACAUCAACGUUCAAAAAGUAGAGGAAAAAGAAAUGGAAAAAGAAGAAGGUGGUGGUGGCGGUGGUGGAAAAGGAGGAGGAGAAGCGGGAAGAGAAGUGGGAGGACACUUGGGUAUACUAAAACAGGAUAGCCAAAGCAGGAGACAAAAUUUAGAGGUGUCUUUCCACGAGCCAGCUUCGCCAAGUCUAGUAGAUUACAAGGGACAGGUACUUCCGCUAACUGUUUCAGAAGAAGAAGUUACUAGGUUGUCACAAGUAAAUGGUGACGUUUCAUUCUCCGAGUCAAAAAAGCAAUUGGUUUCUGUAAUUACAGAUAUCCUUGAUACCCAAGAGGAACUACGCGAUUGGGAAGAUGUACAAAAGAUUGAUUUGUCAAGUUCUAAAUUGAGGAACGUGAAUGAUUUAGCUUCCAUUUUGCCUAAUUUGACCGAGUUGAAUUUGUCAAAUAACAAAAUCAAGUAUCUCGGUGGUAUACCUUCGAAGAUAUUGGCAUUGGAUUUAGGGUCAAAUGAAAUUGAAAACAGGACAUCUUUUGGCGGCGUUUACAAUCUCCAUCACUUGGCACUUGACUACAACUUUUUGACGCACACAAUGAACUUGUCGAAAAACAUUCAUUUGACAUCUCUCACUUUGUCCAAUAAUUUUAUAGAGGACAUUUCAGGAUUGAAAGCUUUAUCCAAUUUGAUUACGUUGGACUUGUCACAUAAUAAAAUUGAAGGACAUUUAGAUUUGAGUACAUUUGAUUUUAAAAGAUUGCAAGUGUUGAAUCUAUUGGACAAUAAAAUCCACACACUUGAAGGAGUUGAUUCAUUAUCGAGCUUGAAAGUGUUUUGUUUGGACAAUAACGUAUUGCUGGUGUUUGAUUGCACCAGUGGUUCUAUAUGCAAGUUAACCAUUUGUGGGAACAAGUUGAAAUGCCUAGAUUUGUCAAAGCUCAGCCAGUUGAGAUCUGUGAAAUUUGACGGUAAUGCGAUUGUGCAAUUUUCGACUCUGGAGGCGAACUUUAUUGAUCUGAUUUCAUUAAAGUCUCAGCCUCAUCUACCUGAACUCUCGAAACAGGUAUUUGAGAAUUUGGUAAAUGUAAGACGUAUGGAUUUGUCUGGAAACGAGUUUCCCUUAUUGAGUCAAGCCUUUACGUUUUUAUUUGUUAGCAAGCUAACCAUGACAGCAAUGAACCUCAAUUCCUUGCCUUUUAAUUUUAGCCUGACUUUCCCCAAUGUGAAGUUGCUAAACUUGAAUUUUAACUCGUUGAAGACAUUGAGACCGUUAUCCGGCUUGUCCAAUUUGAGACAACUAUCAUUGGUUAAUAAUAAAUUACCCGACCUCCAUGAUAUUCUAGCGAGUCUUGAGAGCUGUAGAGGCUCAUUGCAGAAGCUCGAUCUAAGAUUGAACCCAAUAAGUAUUGAUAUAUACCCCUAUUUAUUUGUUGCAGACGACUUGGAGAAUAGUACAAUAGGUUUAGAAACUGUUGAUGAUAUUGACACUUUUGCAAAACGGUUAGAAGAAAUAGAUGCAACUGGAGAAUGGAAAGAAAGGGAUAAUGUAUUUCUUCAAGGAAUGCUUGAAGGUGGUGCUGAGGAAGAAGAAAAAGAAGCCACAGCUGUUAAAAGAAGAAGAUACACUAGUGCAAUAAUUUUGUACUUUUCAGCCUUGCGAGUCUUGGACGGAAUUGUUGUCAACAACUGCUCUCGAAAUACAGCAUACCAACAGUUUAGAGAGUUAUAUCCAAAGAAUUAA